UCACUGGACCAGCUGGACAAGGCAGCAGAUGCCAUCUCCCAGGCGAUAAGCUGCGACCCUGACUCUCCCUACGGACAUUUCCUCGUCUUCAAAGUUGCCGUGCUCCGUUCCCAGGACGACGAGGCUAAACAGGCUCUGCAUCAGAUGGUGGAGUGUGGUGGUCAAGAGAAGGAGACUGUUACUGGACUAGUGUGUCUCGCUGCACAGAUGGCUUUCGAGAAGAGUCAUCGAGUGCUGGCCACUGCAGCAUUGGAGCAACUAAUUCCCAUGUCGUCAAAUUUU
This is a messenger RNA of Geodia barretti, 282 nucleotides long. Lineage: Eukaryota; Metazoa; Porifera; Demospongiae; Tetractinellida; Geodiidae. The record is from the annotation of a GenBank genome assembly.